UUUGACAUUUCUAAAACUACCAAUUUGUUGUUCCAAGAUAAAGGUGUAUUAUCAUAUCUGCUUUUUUACAUUAAUAAUGAGUUAACAAACUAUGAUGGUCCCACAAAAUGUCUCCGAUAUAAUCAAUUUUUCAUUGUGACAACGAAUAUCAAAGGUCAACAUCGUGAGAUCGCAAUGUCAGUGGCACUGAAAGCAGUCCCAAAGUGUCUCCAAUUGGUGACUUAUUAAGUAAAAUUAAUCAAUUUUUUAUUAACGUGGUGGACAAGUGUCGCACAAUUCGAGUACAAAAGUUAAAUGGUCCUCACCUGUCAAGAAAUGGGUAAUAAUGCCAGUUUACCAAAGGGAAGGAGAAAGUCUCUUAGAUCUUUUGUACGGAGGUCUCACAAAAGUAACUUAAGCCAUACAUUUACUAUACCUGAAACAGAUCAUCAGAUGGAAUUAUUAAACGUGAAUACAGCGACUGAGGAAGAACUUAUGACUUUGCCAGGAAUAACCCGGGAGAUUGCCAAAAACAUUGUGGAACAUAGGAAAGCUAUUGGCCGAUUUAGACGAGUGGAGGAUAUAGCUGUAGUAAGGGGAAUUGGUGCACACAAGCUACAACUGCUUAAGCCUGAAAUAAGUGUUUCGAAUAGGAAAAACCAGAGCUGUGUAUCAUCGAGGGCCCCCAGUUAUGAUAGCUUAAAAAGCACAGAUUCAAAAGCAACUAGUAGAUCUUUUCGAGUAUUGAAUAUUAACAAGGCCACUGUUUUUGACUUGCAAAGUGUACCUGGAGUGACUCAAGAGAUUGCUGCUGCUAUUGUUAUAUACAGAAAUAAAAAGGGGUGCUUUAGAAAGAUAGAUGAUUUACUUAAAGUUAAGCAUGUUAAUAAGAUGAGGCUUGAUAAUAUUACCAGGUAUCUUACUCUGGAGGAUGAUGAUGAUUCUAUGAGUGAAAUUUCAGUUACUCGGCCUGGUAUACUUACAAAUGGAUUUAGUGCUCCUUUGCAAUCACAGACUAAUGGAAGGCCUCAUAGACCUCUAACAAGAACAAGCCUUUCUAAUGGUUUGACACCGUCUUCCGCGGGAGACAUCUUCGAAUUGCUGUCGGCAUAUUCUCCACGACCUAUUUUAAGUGAGGUUUUUAAAAAUCUGCGAAACGGCGAAUCCGCUGCGAGGAUAUGUUCCUGGAACUUGCAUGAGUUGAGCCAAGAUAAAGCUCAAAAUCCGGGAGUGAAGGAGGUUAUUUGUAGGACCAUUCUGGAAAAUGGUAUAUCCCUAUUAGCCGUUCAAGAUAUCAAAGAUGUUCUCGCUCUAAAAACAAUUUGCGAAGAACUAAAUAAGCCGACUCUAAGGCGGGUGGAGGAAUGGAAAGAAAAUAGUCUUAGUUGGAAUUUUUGCAUGCUGGAUGUGCACGACACUAAGCUGGGUUUUAUUUACGACUCGGGAGGCGCUGCCAAUGUUGAAUUAAUUUCCUUGAUGGAGAGUCCCAAUGACACGUCGAAUCACUGUGAUGCUCUAAUAGCUCAUUUCCUGGUGGGUGACCUGAAUUUGCAAGUAGUCAAUAUGAUUCUGAAGGACGGUGCCGAUUUGGUGUUUUUACAUGAGAAGAUUGCCGAUUUAAUUAACGAGGAGGAAUUUGUUCUCCUUUGCAUGGACUUUUCUUAUUGCAAAAAAGUCGAAGCUGCCAGUUUAACUUUAGGCAACCUUAAACCGAUCUUUCCCAGUGGAACCAACACGCAUUUUCCAGGUUCAAAACCAGAAAACAACAAUUCUAGUCAUAUAACCAACAUCCUAGUGAAUAAUCAGCUCAAACAAAACCUAACCGGUUACAAAAAUAUCGUCAGCAAAGGAAUAACUCACCUGGCGAUACCGAACGGUUGGUCAUGGGGCGGCCCGGUGUCCCCAAACCUGCCAAUUUGGGUGGAAUUAUAUUUAAGUGGUAAAGUUGAAAACGCUUCUAUCACGGAAUGGAACAUUUCACUAGACCGUUAGCUUGGCCUGUAUCGAAAUUUCCCAUCCCUCGACCUGUGUGGCAGUUUUCUGCUAUUAAGUAUAAAUAAUUAAAAUGAAACCAUAUCAUAACAUUAAAAUAAUCUAUAUAAUACAUGCUAAUAUGAGGCGUAUAGAAUCAAACCCCGCUAACUCCAAAAUGCAAAAUUUUAUAGGAAUUGAGAAAAACCGUUAGCUAGAUUAUUUUUUGAUAUUUGAUUGCCAAAUAUUUUUAAUUUAAAUUUUCUAUAUAAAAAUAUCUAAGUAUUGGUAAAAAAUCCACCAUGGCUCUAAGUUUUAGGCUAAAUAUUUAGGUUUUAGUUACGUUUGGAGUUAGCGGCUUUUGAUUGUGAAAAAUGGAUAUAGCGGGUUUUGAUUCUGAUUCAGGGUCCGAAAUACGCAGCAAAUAGGUAGAGCUUCUUUAGUUACUUUUUUAACUUACUUCACUAUAAAAAUAAAAACGUAGUAUGUCUUAAAUCAUGUUUAUUUUAAUUAACAGAAAUUGUAAUUCUAUAAAUUUUAACGGAAACAUUUUGAAUAAAACACAAAUUCUUUUAGAACACAUUUUUUAAAUAGACAGAGAUCCCAGCUCUUCAACUGGUUCGCACUGCAAAUCUGGAAGCUCUUCAUUAGCAUCAGCUUGAUCUGGUUGGCGAAGUUCAAUAUUUACGAAAAAAUCAAAAUCCUCGUUAAGCCUCCAGUUUUCGCCAUAGUGUGAUUUUAAUCAUUUACUUACUGCUAUAAUUUUAUCUUGUUUGACAGGAACGUUCACAGGAAGUUGUUGAGGAUUCAUUGAUUUGAUUUGCUUAUUUUUCUUCGUAACACUUCUAGGAUUGCCUAAUUCAGUUCUGUAGUUUACUUCACCUUGAACUUUCGUAAUUCGAUUUUUGUCAAGAGUUAUUUUAAACCGUUUCGAAGGAUUAAAUUUAAAGUGCCAUGCUCCAGGUGGCUUUAGUAUAUUUUGGGAUUCCUUCUUCCAAUCCAAAACAGGGACAUCGUCACCCAUUUUUAAUACUGUGGCAUAUUGUCUUAUGUGUUCAAUAUAUUGCUGUGGGGUCGUAAUUAUCUCUUUUUUUCUUAUAGCUUUCUCGAUAUUUCCAAACACCCUGUCGGGUGGUAUAAAACUGUGUCCAACUACAGGAAAAAUUAUCUCAAGUUUCUUAAUAUUUGGUGGCGCAUAACAUUCCAGCCAAUUUGAACACAUUUCCAUCAUGGUGGUGUUUUUGUUUUGGCCACCACAACCAUCAGCAAAAAGUCUAAUGUGCGUUUUACUCUCCAAAUUCAUGUUUAUGAGCCGAUGGAAAACAGCACUAGCAAUUUCAUUAGAGCUUUUCGGCCGAACAGUUUCAUUCCAACAAUAACAAAACACGUUUUCUGAAGUUAACGUGGUCUUGGAACUACCACAGACAAUAGUAAAAUUGUAGAAGUUAUAUUGCUUUGAAAAAUAUGCCUGUUGGUCUGGAAGUUUUGGAACUGGCAAAUUCUUUUGGCAGUCAAAUGAUAAUGUUAUCAUUUCAGGCUUUUCUUCCUUUAGUAAUGCAAAAAAAGCUCGUGCCUUAAGUUUAUGCACUGUUUUUUCAGCCAUCAGUGUAGCUUUUCUAGGAGGAUCAUCUCUCGCCAGCUUUAUUUUUUCACUUAUCUGAAUGCAUGUGGAACAUACAUCAGUCCUCGGAGAACCGAAGCCAAUGUUAUAUUUUGUACAAAAUUCACGUCUAAAAAAUGAUUCUUUAACACUGACAUUGUCAAGUGCUGAAUUUGAAUACAUUUGGUACAGUUUUCUGAUGUUUAGUUCUGACGGCAAAUAUACACGACAAGAACUCUUUGACCUGCAAUAAUGUGAAUCCUGACAUUUGAAAGAUUCCAAAAAGAACUGAAUUGUCUCUCGCCUACAUUGAUAUUUCUUGCUUUUAUGAUCUCCACCCCGGUUUUCAUGUGCCAUUUGCCCACUUUCAAAAUGUCUUUUUAAAACUCCAUAAACUCUAUCUUUAUUAAUAUCCAGUAUACUCAGAAACGCAGGUUUGCAAACUGGAAUUAUUUUUACGCUUCUAUUCCUUACAAAAAAUUUGUAACUUAAUUUUCUCACUUGCCUCGAACUAUUCUUUGGGCGCUUCCGCUUUGGCAAUUGAACGUUGGUAUACUUCACAAUAUAAUUAUCUUGAUCAAUUUUUGCAGGAGUAGCAUAAAACUUUGAGUGAAAAUCAGAUAUGUCAAAUUUGGUUAGAGUGCUGCAUCGGAAGCUCCUCGUUGCAUGAUUACAGCUUGGGACACCCGGUGGUCUUUUAGGCUUGUAUCUAAAAAUAAGUUGAAAGUGACAUAUUAUUGAGAUUACAACGAACCGGCUUUUCAUUUUACUUACAAAUUAUACAAAAUUAAACUUAUACAUUCUUAUUUUAACAAAUUUUAAUGUGCCCCUAAUUGUAGUUAUCAAAGUAGCAAUUAACAAUUUUAAAAAAUGUCCUAGUUUAGAUUUUCGACAAAAAAACGCUUACUUGCAAAAAGAUCCUGACUUGAGUAUAUAAAAAUACACUUAGAAACACAUUUUUACCAAAAUUACACAAUAGGACUUACCUCUCAAUCUUUUGCUUCUCUGAUUUUCGGUUGGAUUUGUUUACUAAACAUUUUCGGGCUUUGUUCGGUGUACAUUUUUGUACGGGUUUAUUAUACUCAUCCAUAUGUAUAUUUAAAACUUAUUUAUAAAAAUCACUAAAAGCAAUAACUCAGAUCCUGCACGAUAGAAAUCUAAACAUCAACUGAUGCAAUGAUACAUAAACAUGUGCUCGUAUCUAAUAGAGCAACGUCAUUGGUCAAAAUGGAGUUGGCGGGAUUUGAUUGUAACAUGUGCAGGGAGUUAGCGGGUUUUGAAAAUAAACGCGAUGUUUUUGCCAUAUUUUAGACCUCUUUUAGCGUGUUUUGAAAGUUAAGAUUCACACGACCAGAUUCAUUGGCAAAUUAGCUGUGAAAUUAAAUCAAAAUAUCAUUUUUGGACAAAAGUGGAGUUAGCGGGGUUUGAUUCUAUACGCCUCAUAUACCCUAAAUAGUUAAUUCCAUCUAUAUACAAAAGAAAUAAUUCCUAUAAAGAGAAGCGCAAGAGAGGAGACAAGGAGACAAAACAACCCGGAAUGAAGCAGCAGAAACGAGAAGCAUUGGAAGAAGAGUCUUUCUAUUCUUCUAAUAUUAUUUUUAUAGUGUAAUACACAUUUAUCUACUACGUUUCGUUCUUUUUUUUACAUUAAUCUUUUAAAGUGUUCGUAAUGGUAAAUGACGAAGUUUUUUAUCUCAAAGUUUAAACCUUUUCUAUGCUUAUUUACUUCGACUUUGGCCUUAGGCCUGUGGGCAGAAGCUUAAAAAAUUUGGGAAGUAGAAACAGCAUAUUUCUUUGCAAGUGUGAUUUGCUGAAAAUGUGCGAUUGCAAAUCCUUGUUUAUUUUAGAACGAGUAUAAUACUGAUGGUCUAGUUCCCUAAAAAUAUCUUUAACCUUUCUGUAGUAACAAAGACAUGCACUCACAAACAAUCCUCUUAAAUUUAGUACAUUUAGUUCCGAAUAAAGGUUAAUUGUAGGAUAUUGAUUGCUUUUGCUUAGGAUGAUUUUAAGUAUUUUAUUUUAGCAUACUUUUAACAUUUGCAUGGCAUUAUCAUUCAGACCACCCCAAAUUACUAAGCAAUAUCUUAAAAUUGAUUCUACUAGUGAAGUAUAUACUAUUUUUAGUGUUUUCUUAUCUAAAAUAUUACGAAGCUGAUAAAAUUUAUAAUAAAGUUUUCUAAGUUUUUUGGACGUUUCAAAAGCAUGUUCAUUCCAGCGUAGAUACUGGUCAAUGUAUAAACCUAGGUAUUUAAUUUUACUAAUUUUUUGUAUGCAAGGACAAGGACAGUUGUUAUUUAAUAAAUUACAAGUUGGGUUGUGAAUUUUAAUAUUACUUUUUUUAGGUUGAUCACUAGUUGUCAAAGAGAAAGCUAUAAAUUUGGUCUUUGUUAUAUUUAGGGUGAUUUUGUUUUCAUUUAUCCAGUUUUGAAUUACAUAAAGGCCUUGCUCUGCUUUCGAGUAUACACCAUCCCAGCUGUUGUCUGUGAAUGUGACUGCAGUAUCAUCGGCGUAACAAAUAACCGAACUAUCUUGUAGUAAUUUUCCCAAAUCAUUAAUAUAGAUCAAGAAUAAAAUUGGACCCAGGACUGUCUCUUGAGGAACUCCAGUAUUUACAACCAUAUCACUACUUAGGAUAUCAUUACAUCGCACUCUUUGCACUCGAUUUUCCAAGUAGAAUCUAAAAAGCUCCAGAGCUUGACCCCUUACUCCAACAUUUUCUAAUUUAUUUAACAGCAAGGUGUGGGAGAAGACAUUUCCUAUUUUCUUGCAUAUCUGACAUAAUUUUUUUAAACCAAAAAAAUAUUGCAUCAUCGGUGCUUUUAUUAGAUCUAAAACCAAAUUGUGCAUUAAAAAUUAUAUUUUGUGAUUCAAAAAAUGAAAUUAGGCGAGUCUUGACACAUUUUUCCCAUAUUUUUGAAAGGUUACUUAAUAGAAAUAUGGGCCUGUAGUUUGUCAUUUGAUAUGGAUCGCCGUUUUUAAAAAUUGGAAUUACUAUAGCAUUUUUCCACUCUAUAGGGAUCUUAGAUGUCUUAAAGGUUAAGUUAAUUAUAUGUGCUAAAGGAUCUAAAAUAUAUACAUGAAUUGGUUUAAUUAAUCUAACAGUUAUACCAUCCUCGCCAGGAGAUGAAUCUGUUUUUAAGGAGUUAAUGUGCAUUAUAAGUUCUUUUUUAUGUACUGGUCCUAAAAAGAGAGUUUUAUCUAUAUUAUUUUUAUUGUCGUUAUUGCGUUAAUUUUUUGAAAUAAUGUUAUUUGCCAUUGUUUCUCCAAUUUUUGAAAAGAAGUUAUUAAAAAGAUUAGAGGUUUGUUCUUUAUUUUUUACAAUAUUGCCGGUUUCAUCUUUAAUUGUUAUCACCCCUUUUUCAUUAUUUUUAUUUGUUGUUUCGCUAAUAAUUUUCCACACCUUUUUGUAAUUUUUGCCUGCAUCCUGUAUUUGAGUUUUAUAAUACUGAAAUUUAGUUUUUUGAAUUAAUUUAUGUAAAAAGUUUCUGUAUUUUUUAUACUGUUCCUCUCUCUCGAUGGUAAAUUUUUUUAACAAUUGUUGUUUUAAAGCAUCUCGAUGUUUGAUAGAGUUAAUUAAUCCCGAAGAAAUCCAAGGUUUGAGCCUUUUAAAUUUUUCUUUGACAGUGAAAUUGGUUGUGCAUUUUUUUAUAUGGUUUUCCAGAGUAAACAUAAAUUUUUCAUAGGCCUGCUGAGCAUUGUCCAAGGUGAUACAGUCUGCCCAGUUCUCUUGAGACAGUUGCAAUUUUAGUUUUUCAUAGUUUAUUUUUUUAACAUUUUGUUCUGCUGGUUUAUUUACUGUCUUACCUAAUUUUAUAUUAGAAGUUAAACCUAUCAAGUAAUGAUCAGUAAUAUCGGUUUGAAAUAUAAAUGGAGUUGGUUUAGAUAUUAAUUGUUUGUCGUAACGCAAAAAUAUGUGAUCUAUGCAGCUUGAUGACACUGCAGUCACGCGGGUAGCCUUGUUUACACAAGAAAAAAGACCAUUUUCGUUCAUUAAAUUUAUAUAUUCCGUGGUUUUUAAAGAGACUCGGUCUAAAAUAUUAAUGUUUAUAUCGCCAAUAAAUAUCUCUAAGUGAUGAUUACCUAAAGUCCCAAGAUAUUGCUCUAAGUCGUUUAAAAAAACAUCUAAAUUAGUUGAGGGAGGUCUAUAACAACAAGUCAUGCAAAUAUCAACACUAUCUAUCAUUCAUGCCUACUUGUAUACAUCUUGUUUUAGAAAAAGAUAUUAUGUUUGUUAAAUAUUUUAUAUGCCUUAUAGAUUGUAUACUUUCUAAUACAGUGAUAUUUUUCAAACUACUACCGACAUCUCUAGGUCAGGCCGGGUACUUCUGAGACCACCCUCGUAGCUGCAACUUUCCCUGGUAUUGAUUUAUUAUUAUAAUACUGUAGUGGCACAUUCCUUAAAAUCUUCUAUUAUAUGGUGGUAUAGAUAUAGUCACAAAGAUCCAUAUUUAAAAGUUUUAAAAAGUUUUCAUAUUUAAAAUUGCUGAACAAGAAUUUGCAAAUAAAUCUAAUUUUUUUUUUGAAAAUGACUGACACAAUAUAGUUAUUGGCAAACAAUGACUCGAAUGUUUAGAAUAACUUUGUGAACAUAUUUUUUGGAGUCGUUUGCAAAUCAUUUUUGACGACUGACAUUGCACAAAUCUACCUGACUGUAUCUAAAUGGGCGACAAUAUUUUAUCUAUUAUUCGCUAUCCAAUGGAAAAUUGUAAUUAUUGACUUAUUUUCACGAAUCUUAUAAAUAUUCAAAAUUUUAAAAUUUUGAAUAUUAUUAAGCCUGCCUAACUCAAUAAUUUUUCUCCACUGGACUCUGUCCAUCGUCAGUCUUACAAUGGAGUGGUAUAUUCUUAUUUUAGUCAUCAAGAUAUAUUUUUGGAUUUGAUAAACUGGAGGAUUAGGGUGACCUAAUGCGUCUUGAUUCAGUACUAAAAUAUGAUAUGCCUUAUUUAGUGAAUAAAUCUUGAAUUAUUCUGAUUAAAUCUUGUUCUAAUAAUUUUUAUGUAAUAUGAUAUAACGCAUAUUCAUAAACCUAAAUGAUAAACAUUAAACAGAAGAAAGUGAUAUAUACUAGUUUAAUUGCAAAAAUUUUAAAAUGCAGAAUAGAACAAAACUUAUAUUUAAUAUAAAUUAAUUGUUCUAUAUUAAAUUUUGCCAUUAUAUUAUUUUUUACGUUUCCUGGUAAAUUCACAAUCUUCUUAGGAUUAAAAUAAUGGUAUAAAUUAUGUAAAAUGCAAAUUUUAAAUUAACAAAUAGUACUUUGUUACAUUUAAAAUUUAAUAUUUCUUAACCCUGACUGAUGAGGUGGGGUUUCUCAAACCCUACCAAUUCUACGAAUCAUCACUCCUUAUUAAAUAAUGGUGGAAGGCCACUGCCGGUCUGUGUAGCUUUCGUUGAGCUAUUUAUCAGUACUCUAACGCUAAGCGGUGGUUGACUUUACAACAUUAGUAAAAACUGGGGUUUGCGAAACCACACCUCACCAGUUGCGUUGUUUUUAUCGAUUGCGUUUACUCGUUCGUGCCAUGGCUUUUACCUCUGCUAUUCCUCAAAUGAAGGUAGAUGGUCCCCGUUUUAAACACUGGGCUGAAACUGUUUUGAAUUAGAAAGUGGCGAUUAACAUGACAAUAUAGCGUUUUAUAUUCAAAGUGGCUAUGAAACUAAUUCGGAAAUAGAACUAUCACGAAAAUGCUGUGGAAUCGGGGCAAGACACAUUACUUUCUGAUAAUUAUCAAGAUUCACCACCUAUAGAAAAAAAAAGAAAUUCAACCCUAAAAGUUAUUACGGGGGAAAAAUAAAUUCAAAUGGUCUUCUGAACCUCCAAAUGCAAACGUUCGUACAAGGCCGCACAACAUAAUUUCGUAUCUUCCAGGCGAUAUUGUUCCUGCUAGGAAAAUAUAGUAGUCACAUUUCUUCGUGGGAGCAGCUGUGUACUGAAGUCAUUUUGGAUAAAAUAAUUCUCCGUACGAAUUAAAAGCUGUCACAAGUCAGGCAGCAAUUCUCUGAUCCAGAUCAACAUGAUUAAACCGAUGUAUACCCUAUAGAAUUUAAAGCAUUUGGCUGAUAUACUCAUCAGCCUUGAAAUUCAAUAAUAAGGACCUGGAGUACUUUUCGUAACGGAUGGAACAGAACAUGAUGUAUUUCGAUGCACUAUUUCAUGGAAGCAGACCCAUGUUAUUUAAGCCUGCCUUCGUUUUGAUAAUUUAUAAUGAGAUGAGCGAAAAAAGACUGAUGAGAUCGCUGGAUUUUUAAUACAUUUUUCAAGAACUGUCAAGCAUGUUACUCUAUCGGGGAAUAUGCAUGCAUAGACGAAAUGCUUGUCAGAUUCAGAGGACGUUGCCAAUUUAGGAUGUACAUACCAAACAAGCCACGUAAAUAUGGCCUUAAAUGAUGGAUACAAAGACACAUAACUGCUUCAAUGCCUAUGAUUAUUCAGGAAAGGAUAGUUAUGGAGAUACAUUUUCUGAUGAUAAAAUAAAAUUGUCAAAACCAACUCAAUCAGUAUUACGCCUAGCUGCUUCAAUUGUAAGAACAAGCCGAAACGUAACGACUAAUAAUUGGUUUUCAGCCAUCCAGCUUGUUACAGAACUUAAAAAACGAGGUCUCACUUACUUAGGCCCUUUGAGGAAAAACAAACAAGAAGUGCCAAAGAAAUUUCUUCUAUCAAACGUUAAGCAAGACCACUCAUCACUUUAUGGCUUUACUAACGAGAGAACCAUAAAUUAUUGCAUUCUACAAUGCGACAUAAGGAGGAGUUGACGCGCUAGAUGAAAAAUGCACAGUGUAUUUCGAAGAAGUAACCAUUGGCCAAGGUGCAUCGUCUACACUUUGCUCAAUAUAAACCCAGUUAAAGCAUACGUGAUAUUUUCAAGUUUUCCAGGACAUGCCGCAAAAAAAAAUUCCUUCAUAAAAAAGCACUGCAAAGAGUCCCAAGUAAAGUUGAGAUUAUUCAACGGUCGCUUGCUAAGAAAAUCCCGUUUCUUUGUGCGGAUUGCAGCACAGCUAUUUGUGGCAGCUGCAGUGUGUUCCGUUGCUUAGAUUGCGCUCAAUAGAUUUUAUUUGAAAUAUUUUAUAUAAGAUAAAAUAUAGAUAUAAACAUAAAGAUAAAAUAUAAAGAAUCAUAUUAUUAAUAUGAUUCUUUAUAUUUUAUCUUUUCCUAUGUUUUUCAAAGAUUUCUGGGCACGUUUUGUGAAUUUUUGAUUCAACAUUUUUCAGUUUGCUAACUUAAAAUAACAAUAAAACAAAACUAACAAUAAAAAAUAAAUUUUAAAGUGUAUUAUACUAAGAAUAAAAAUUAAAAAUUUGUAUUCUUCUUUUAUUCUAAAUUUUAAAGUGUAUGUAAAGUACACACUUUAAUGUAUAUACUAAAGUUUUAUUCUUGUCAACAAUAAGGUUACACAAAAGUACAUUUAAUACAGUAGACCACCGGUGACCAUUUUUUCCCCUAAUCCUUUUUUCCAGGCCGGCUUCCUGUUGUCUAUUUACUUAGUAGUCUAAAUUUUAAUAGUCUUCUAAUUCUUAAAUAUGUUCCUUUUCACCCGAUUCACGAACCUUUCCUAAAUUUGGUUCCUGUGUUCCAAUCUGCUGCCGGUCAUCUAAUUGUCAAGACACCUUGCUCGGCUUCUGAAUUUUCCAUUGUGAAACUUGGUCCUUGUUAACUUGCCUCCAAUAAUUUUUUUAGGUUAUCGAUGAACUUCCUUUAGAUCUUUUUCUUUUUUCAUAGUUAUUACCUUUAUCUUAUUAGAGUCUUUGUGGCUAUAACAUUCUACCAAACUAUCUUCAUUUUAUGAAAUGCUUCAAAGCAUUUUGGGUAAUAGUGCUUCUAUUACCUUCUAAAAUAAAGGUUUAAUUUGAAUUCUUUAAUUUCCUAGCCAUGUGGUGCAUGAUUUACCCCUAAUAAUUAAAUUUCCAUUCGUAAAUUUCACAAAGUUUCAAAAAUCAAAAGUUUAUUUUCGACAGUGAGUUUAAAUAUUACAAAAUUUUGGAUCCUAUGUUCCUAUGCUAUUUAUGAAUAAGUAGGGUAAAGUGGCGGAAUGCCGGCCACUUAAGAGAAGUUUUAAUUAAAUUAAAAAAAAUAAAAUAUAUAUAAGUUGCCGGAAUUAUUCCGCAGUUUAGGGGUCAGCCCUAAUAUCACACAUUGUACUUAUUGACAAAAAUCACACACCUAAAGUUUCUUUUUUCUCUAUUUAUACACUUACUAGGAGCCUAUCGAGAACAACUUACACACCUUAGCCAGAGUUCCCGAUUUUUCCCAAAUUCCCCACAAAUAAUGCAAAUGUCUUCGUUAAACUCGUCGUCUGAAUUUUCUUUUUCUUCAUCACAAUGAUUCAUCACAUCUAUGGUAGGCUACCUUAAUGUACUGCCUGAGAUUAAGUUUGUAACAUAUGGUAUUCCGUUUUUUUUUCAAAAAAACGCUGGUGUCAUUGGAGUUCUCAAAACUAGUUUUUUUUACACUUUUUACUUUUUUCUGAUCUUAUGUUCUGUAGCUGGUGUUUUCAAUUUUCUUUCUCUUCUAAAAUUUCCUUCAUAGGAGUCGAGGAAAAUAUUUGGAAGUGUUGCUUUUUUCCCCCUCUGGUGCUUUUUUGGUUAGCCACUUCAGAACAUCCAGGAACUGGUAAUAUUUCUUCAAAUUUUAAGUUCUCUCUUAUUUCAUCUUGAUUUGAUGAUUUUAUUCUUUCUUUCGUUAUAUUGUCAACCAUUUCAACCUUCCUAGUUUGUAUUUGGUUGUUUGUAGGAAUUAUAGCCGUUUUAAGUUCGUGGGUUGCAAAUUCUCAGCGGGAGCAAAAUCUUUAUCCGUUGCCUCAAAACCUUUAGUGGCUUUUUCUAUGGUUGAAACUCUUUCGAAAGCUUUGGUAAAAAAAUGAGCAACAAUUGGGUCUAACCUUUUCUCCUCGGUGUUCCCGAGUUGUAUGCUGCUUUUAGAGAACCAUAAAAAGUAAUAUCUAGAGGUUGAACUCUGUGCGAUGUAUAUGGAGGAAUCGUCAGAAUAAUAAUUUCCCCUCUGUUUACAGAAAUUGUAGACAUUUAAGGUGCAAUGACUGUAAUAUUUAUCAAAUAAUAAAACUGAGUCUUCUUUUGAACUUUUAAAACAGUUUUCAAAAUGCUUUAACUACAUAAUGAAUAAUUCUAGGGUUAUCCAUCCAUUAUCUGAGCAGUAAUAUAUGAAGCCCCUGAAGAUCCAUUUAACUUCAAAAGACAUGCCAUUUUUUUUCUAGCGUAAAUGAACAUUGGCGGAAUGUAUAUUCCAGAGGCGCUUAAUGCACAUAUGACAGUUGUGUUUUUCCCUUCUUCCAGCUAGUUAGAAGACCAACUCUUUUUUGGCAUAGACUUUGUUGGUCGUAAUUCCUGUUUCAUUAGCGUUAAAUAUUCUUGCUGAUGAAAUUUUAUAUUUGUCCAUUAGAGCAUUCAGGUUUGAAAAAAAUACUAAUUUCGUCUUUGUUAAAAGCCUUCACACGAUUUACGCUUGUUGAUUCCGGUUUUCUUAGUCUAAUUUCUGGAUUGCGUCGUAAAAAUCUCUCUAACCAAUCACGGCUUGCUAAGCACUUUUCUUUCUUUAACGGAGUUUCCAAAUUAUUGGAUUGGAACAUUUCGGCAGUUCUCUAACAUGACCGAAUUCUCUAAAUUUAGCCUCUAUUCUACUCACCACCUUUUGACAUAUCGGAGGACGAUCAGGAUGGAUUUCAUUGAAUAAUUGAGCAGCUUCUCUUUGAGUACGUGUUCUAUCACCAAACCCAACCAUGCACAGAAUUUCCAUUUUUUCUCGCUCCGUAAACUUUACCAUUGUGAAAACCGCAACUUUGCUCGCACACUUCACACUUGACAAUAUCUGUUUGGCGUACAACUGUCAUAUAGUUUCUAUGAAAAUACACGGUCACCAGCCAACAAUAAAAAAACACGAAUGAAUGGAAUUUUGCUCUGUAUAAAAAUUCUCAGAGAUAAGGUGACUCGUAAGGUGAACUUCAAUAAUAAUGUUUGGUCGUCUUUUUUUUCGAUAACUGUUGACUUUAGGUAUAGGACAUGAUGCAUGAAACAUACGUAGAAUUCCACGCGAAAUUCAAAAAUAAAAUAAAAAAAGGUGCUUUCAUUUGAAAAAAUUAAGUUAAUGGUCGUAAUUUAUUUUUGAGCAACCCUGUAUAUACAGACUUAACGUACAAAAAUGCGCAACUUCAAAUAAACAUCGACGGGUCCGAGCGUUUUUUUUUUUCGAACACACCCCUGAAUUUUAAAUGAAUUUGGGCAUAACUUUUGGGAUGCACUGUAUACUAGUUGAAUUGCAAAAAUGUUAAAAUGCAGAAUAGAACAAAAUUUAUAUUUAAUAUAAAUUAAUUAUUCUAUAUUAAAUUUUGCCAUUAUAUUAUUUUUUACGUUUCCUGGUAAAUUCACAAUCUUCUUAGGAUUAAAAUAAUGUUAUAAAUUAUGUAAAAUGCAAAUUUUAAAUUAACAAAUAGUACUUUGUUACAUUUAAAAUUUAAUAUUUCUUCACCCUGACUGAUGAGGUGGGGUUUCUCAAAACCUACCAAUUCUACGAAUCAUCACAACUUAUUAAAUAAUGGUGGAAGGCCACUGCCGCCCUGUGUAGCUUCGUUGAGCUAUUUAUCAGUACUCUAACGCUAAGCGGUGGUUGACUUUACAACAUUAGUAAAAACUGGGGCUUGCGAAACCCCACCUCACCAGUUACGUUCUUUAUAUCGAUUAUGUUUACUCGUUUCUGCGAUGGCUUUGAUCUCUGCUAUUUUUCAAAUGAAGGUAGAUGGUCCCCGUUUUGAAGAGUGGGCUGAAACUGUUUUGAAUAAAUUUGAAAGUGGCGAUCAACAUGACAAUAUAGCGUCUUAUAUUCAAAAUGACGAAAACUAAUUCGGAAAUAGAACUCACGAAAAUGCUGUGGAAUCGGUGUAAUUAUCUUCGGAUAAUUAUCAAGAUUCACCACCCAAAGAAAAAAAAAGAAAUUCAACCCUAAAAGUUAUUACGGAAAAAAUAAAUUCAAAUGGUCUUCUGAACCUCCAAAUGCAAACGUUCGUACAAGGCGGUACAACAUAAUUUUAUAUCUUCCAGGCGAUAUUGGUCCUGCUAGGAAAAUAUAGUAGUCACAUUUCUUCGUGGGAGCAGCUGUGUCCUGAAGACAUUUUGGACAAAAUAAUUCUCCGUACGAAUUAAAAGCUGUCACAAGUUAGGCAGCAUUUGUCUGAUCCAGAUCAACAUGAUUACACCGAUGUAUACCUUUUAGAAUUUAAAGCAUUUGGUUGAUAUACUUAUCAGCCUUGAAAUUCAAUAAUGAGGACCUGGAGCACUUUUCGCAACGGAUGGAACAGAACAAAAUGAUGUAUUUCGAUGCACUAUUUCAUUGAAGCGGACCCUGGUUAUUUUAGCCUGCCUUCGUUUUGAUAAAGCUGCAUAUAGGGAUGAGCGAAAAAAAACUGAUGAGACCGCUGGAUUUUUAAUAGAUUAUCAAGAACUGUCAAGCAUGUUACUCUAUCGGGGAAUAUGCAUGCAUAGACGAAAUGCUGGUCGGAUUCAGAGGACGUUGCCAAUUUAGGAUGUACAUACCAAACAAGCCACGUAAAUAUGGCCUUAAAUGAUGGAUGCAAAGACACAUAACUGCUUCAAUGCCUAUGUUUAUUCAGGAAAGGAUAGUUAUGGAGAUACACUUUCUGAUGAUAAAAGAAAAUGGUCAAAACCAACUCAAUUAGUAUUACUCCUAGCUGCUCCAAUAGUAAGAACAAGCAGAAACGUAACGACUAAUAAUUGGUUUUCAGCGAUCCAGCUUGUUACAGAACGUGGAUUUUUUCAUGCAAGCUUCACCGUACACAUUGUUUAUCUCACGAUAUGUUUCGAGUGGUUUUUUGUUCGAUUUCACCAAAAAUUUAAUCGCGUAACGUUGUUCUCGAUAUCCAGUCCUUGUAAAUAUUAGAGGCGACUUUCAUACACGUCUUCUUCGCAAUGUCACUACUUGAGCACUAAUGAUCAGAUCGCUACCAAAUUUGUACUGUAAAUAGGUAUUAGUAUAUUGUUUCAUGCCAUGACCACGAGAUGUCACUGUAUUACACAGCUGCUCGUGGCGAGAGUCUGAGUCUUUAUUGAACAGCCCUCGUACUAUUUUUGAACGAACAAUGCGUUAAAUAAACGUAUAUACUAUGUACAGUGUUGCUUGGGUGUGUUUUACUCUGCUACGAUUAAAUACACGUUUUUUCUCUUUCAAAUCUUGUCUUGUCAAACUUGGUCCCUGUUAACUUGCCUGCCAUUUAUCGAAGAAAUUUUUUUACUCUUUCUAUAGUUAUUACCUUUAUUAGAGUCAGACCUUUUUUUGUUAGAAUUGUCGUGUUAAAAUUCUGAACCAGAAGGGCUAAAAAAUUCUUCCAAACUAUCUUCAUCUUCUGAUCCAUGUGAAAGUAUUAAACGCCGUCGAUUCAUCAUUAGAACUACGUAAUAGGACUUCUAGUGCCUUUUGAAGGUCUAAUAUUCUUCCAUUUCCUAGCAUGUGAACGACUGAUCCCUAAAAUAUUUAAAAAAUCAUUUCAUGAGUCGUAAAAAAAUAACGCCAGUUCCGAAAAAGAUAUUUCCAUUCAUACAUUUCAAAGGGUUUGUAUUCUAGGGAUAUUAUUGUUUUUAUUGGUAACCGAAAAUAUUAUAACCAAAAAGUUAUUUUCGACAUUUAGUUUUAGCAACCAAUCGUCUAUAAACUAAUAAGUAGUGGAGACCGGUGUCAAUUGUAACAAAAUAUGCUUUUUUAUUUUUCGUUGGUUAAUCUUGCGCUCUAAAAAACUAAAUUUAUUUUGCUAAGGAUAUGUUCUACGUUCGAUAAAACUUGUCGGAAUUUAAACUCAUAAAAUUUAUACUAAAACUAGCUGAAUGCUCGCGGCGUUGCUCGCGUGAAAAUAAAAGAAAAGUCGAAGAGGGCCUCCAAUAAUAGUACAUGCAACCCACAAUACACAAAAAUAAAAUCCAAAGCCUCGCCUCAUUAAUAAUAGGUACAUGCAACCCACAAUUGCCACGCCGUUUUUCUUGAGGUCAAGGGGCGCGAUUAAUAUAAUAUAAUUAUUAUAAAACCAAGACACAAAUAUUCUUAAAAAUGAUUCGUUAGAUGCAGAGCGAGCGGUAAGACUGAGUGGAGUCACUUCUCGGGUAUCAGUCUCGCAUGGACCCGCCUUGUUGUUAUGUCUACCAAAAUAUAAAUAAUACAGAGGCACUUUUUCAAUCGUAUUUACUAAUCAGUUUUAUGCCGCUAUGCGAUAUUUAUCAUAUCGCUAACACCUCUUAUCGAUGGAAUUUCAAAAAGUUCGUUCGUAUCCGGGGCUUACAUUAUAAAAAAACAUUGUUGCAGUUAAUUUUUUUUUUAAGUUGAUGCCUGCGACUUGUUGGUGCGGGCAGUCUCCUUUUAAACCCCGAAGCCACGCCCCCUUAGUUCUCGAGGUCACGGGUAACAAUUUUCCCAUUUUUUACCUCUUAUCAGUGGAAUUUCGAAAAAUCCGUUCUUAUCCGGUGCCUACAUUAUAAAAGUAAUCCGUUGGCAAAAUUUCACGUUUCUAGCUAUUGUAGUUUGGGCUCUGCGAUAAUGAGUCAGUCAGUCAGGACAAACUCUUUCAUAUAUAUAGAUAAAACUUUACCACUUUUUAGGAGGCUAUGACAACUGUUACAAUUGGCACCUAUCUGGUGUCAAUAAUAACAACCAUGGUGUUAAUUGUAUCAACCAUCUAUACCGACGCAAAAAGUAAAGAAGGGGUUAUAAUAAAAUACUUCACCUUAAAAUAAGUUUAUUUUUUACGUAAAAUAGGAAAUAUAAAAAUAUUAAUCUUAUAAUUCAUCAUCAGAAUUACAGUUUACGCAAACAUAAAAUGGGUUUUUAUCUGUGCAGGUUAAAUGCGCCCAUUCUCUGCAAGUUCUACAUUGUAUCCAUUCUUCUGAGCUUAAGGAAUAUGGUCCAGAACACACUAAACAGAAAGUGUCAUCAUUAGAAAAAUCUGAAGAGUAAUUUUCCACCGUUUUUUUCUUAACUGUUUUAUUCACUUUCUUGCUCUUAUUUUUAUUUGUUUUGUUGGUGUCAUCUUUGCCAAUUUGCCGUUUUACUAAAACUUUCUUCUUUAAAGUUUGUUCUUCAAUAGAGUUUUUUUCGGGUGUGUCAGUCAGUAUAGCAGUUUUUCUUUCCAUUCGACCCCCUUUUUUCGCUUUAGAAAGAUCGGCUUUGGGCAAAGGUUUUAGAACAUCAGGUGUAAUAAAUGCUACCGGUUGUAGUUGACGCGAAGGAGUGGUGUCCCUGACAGUUGAUGGUCCUGGCUGAGGUAAAGAAUUAGUGUCUCUUGUCGUUGAUUGUUCCAAUUGACUUUCAGCUAUUUCAGCAGGUUUAGCUGUAGGUGAUUUUGUUGUAGGGUUUCAUCUAGUGGUCUAUUAGUUACCGUUGAUGGUAAAAAAUCUGAAUCUUGAAAAAUUCUACGGUUAAAGGGAUAAAUGUCGGUGCAAGAAAAUCCUGAUAAAAUAUUUGUUGGUGUAGUGGCUAAAGGUAAAGAUGAUUUAACAAUUGAUGGUAAAUCAUAUAUUGUCAUACGCUUUCCUGGAUUGUUCUUCAUCUAUUGAUCGGCGUAGUUGUUGAAAUACUUUUUAAAAGUGCCAUAUACACCACGAUCCAGUGGUUGGAGACGGCGGGAAGUGUGUGGUGGAAAAGACAACAAUGUUAUGAAAUUUGCUCUGCAAUAAUCUAUUAAUGAAAUGGAUACAUGUGAAGAGUGAUUGUCUAAUAAAACCAAAAAUUUAUUAGUCUCGCUGGGUUUAGCGUGUUUCACAAAGUAUUUUAUAAAGUCAAGAAACUCAUUUUCUUGCAUCCACCCGAAGUUAUUUCCUUUUCCUACGCAUCCAACAGGUCCAUAUCUAAUAAAAUGAUUCUUGAAAUGCAACCGAGGAAAUACAAACAUUGGCGGAAUUGCGUUACCAACAGCGUUUACAGCCACACACAGCGUAACAAGUGUUCCACGCUCCUGACUUGCUACUGAUCCUACUUGCUUGGUUCCUUUUUUUGCAAUGACCUUGGUUGGGUUUUGCACCGUGGACACACCAGUCUUGUCAAUAUUGUAAAUAUUUUGUGGCUCAAAAUUGUGUCUUUCCAAGACAGUUGCCAGUUUAUCAAAAAAGACAUUUUCUUUGUUGAAAUUCAUGGCUCGCGCAAGACUUGUUGCUUGGGGUGUGCGAAGUGUUAAAUAAGGAUUUCUUCUCAGGAAAGCUAAAAGCCAAUCUUCACUAGCCUGUUCUACUUCAUUCCAUUUUUGAGGAUAGUUAAGCCGAUUGGCAGAUGCAAACUAAAAGGCUAGUUUACGAAGAUCCCGUGUAGUGAGGCCAAAGUACAAAUCGACAGUUUUUUUACAGUAUUUGACUAGCUGUGACUCUUGCUCAACAGUAAAUACCCUGUUGUAAGGAUUGUACCCCACCUUAGGCUGUAAAUUAUUACGUAGAGCAUUUACAAAGCGAUUUAAUGAAACAUGGCACAUUCCAUAACUUUUAGCCACUUUUCUAACAGAUUGCUCAUUAUCAAUAACCUUUCUUGCUGCUUCUUCAUAAAUAACUUUAGGUAUCAGUCCCCCGUCGGUCUUUCUUGGUCUCGGUUUCACCAUUUUUUAUGACUAUAAAGAAGAAAAUAUUUUUUAAAGAAAUCGUUAAAUAUUCUAAAAGAGACUUGAUAAUUAUUUGUUGUCGUAUGGGCUUAUAACAAUAAAACAACAAAUAAUUUUGCCAUAUAAGGAGUCAACAGAUAAAUAAAUAAAAUCGGCAUAAAGUUAAAAAACAACUUUGAUUUUAACACGUACUACGUACUUGACACCGUAGUACGUGUUACAAGCGACACCUGAUAUCCUUCAAAAGUAAAGUGUACAUUUCUGUUUACUUAAGAAAAAACAGCCAACCGCUAUCCACUAAAAAAUAAAGCAAAAGCUUUAUCAAAGCCUACCCUUACCUUAAAAUAUUGUCAAUCUUAACACUUGGGAUUCACAAACAAAAAUGUGACGACACGUUUAUUUACUUUUCCGGCAGUUUAUUAAAAUUUGCCUACAGAACGAACGGCACGCACGAAAGAUAUAUUCAAACUAAUUACGGGUCAGCAGAACCGCAUUUUACUUUGGCCCAUACGCGUGUUUCUACAAAAUUGAAGAAGAUGGCGCUGUUGUCGGCCGUGUUACUUUCGACACCUGUUACAAUCGACACCGGUCUCCCCUACUACAAUAAUCUCAACUUUCAGUUUUGCCUGACGUCAAAUUUUCAUUUCUUUAAAAAACUAGCACGGCCUGUGAUAUGUUACAGAUUUAAAAUGAAAAAUUAAAGCUAUUACGAUUUUGUGUGAUGCAACAUAAGAUGCAAAACAAAUAGUGGUGUUUUAAUAUUUUGUUAGAAAAUUACAAUAUUUCUAAGAUAUGUAAUUCUACCGUAAAAACUACGUUGUCCCAGGAAUAAAACUUUCUCCUAAUACUAAUAAAUAAGUACUUUUACUCGGAAAAUUGGAUUGGUUUAAUAUUCGAGAACCGAAGUUGCUUCCUAGAAACAAAGGCUUACUUAAAAGAAACGACGUUUGAAAAAGCGUAUAAGAAUUAUUUAUAGGAAAUAUAUUUAGGGCUGCAGUACGUAUUUCUAAGUGCCUAAAAUCAAAGCCGAUUGUUUGCUUUUACAACCUAUUAAAUUUAAUAUUCUUCCCUUGAGGGAGUAAUAAACGUUUGGAAAUUUAAUCCGCAUACUAUAAUGGAACAUACGAAACUUUAUACCACAACUAUUAAUUUAUUUAGUUAAUACACAAUCGAUAACUUACAGUGGUUUCUAAUUAUUGAUUAAAUAAUAAUUAGAUACAUAUCGUCCCUACAAUCUGCAAAUGUCGAAUGUGAAAAUGCCUACUUUUUAGGAGAGCUAAAAUCUAUAUUCGUCACUUUGCAUCUUAUUAAAAAUGUGUACCAAUUUACGGCUUGGUCAAAAAUUUUACUUCAAAGAAUCGAAUGUGACAUAUUCGAUUGUUUGUGUUAUAAAAAUUAAAUUAUUUGUUUUUAAUAAAAGUCAAGUAAUGAAACAAAAAUUGACAUACAAAUUAUUUAAUAUAAGCACUAAACACAUUAGAAAACAAAACCAAGAAUAAAAUAAAAAUAUGGUUAAGUGGAAUUAAAUGAUAGAAGAAUCAUCAUUCUCGUAGAAAUUUAAACAUGAAAUUAAAUUACAAUUAGAAAUAUUUUUUAAAUCUCUUCGGGCUCAUCUUCAUCUUCAUUAGCAUCUGGCUCUGGUAAACAGUCCCUUACUUCGCUUGAUGUUGGUAGGGAGUAGUAGUAUUGGUGGUAGGGUUUUGGGAUCAAAUUUUGUGAGCACAUUGACAAAAGAUCUCUUUUUUUUACAUCGGUUAUGGGAAGUCUAUUAUUAUAAGGAGUAGAAGGAAAUGUUUGAUAAUAUCCUCUUUUUUUUGUAGCCACUAAUUUCAAAAAGUCCUCGUUAUAGUUUCGUUUCAUUAAAAUGUGUUUGUUUUCAUUCUUUUUAUAUUGAAACCAUACACCAUCAAUGAAAGUAAAAUGAUCGUCAAUAACUGGUUCCAUUUCAUUUACUUAAUUUUUUUGCUUUUUCUUGUUUUUUUUUUGUUUUUCCAUUUCAAAUUUAAUAUGAUUUUUAUUAAACUCCAAGAUAUCAUGGAGUAGCUGAGUAACUUCAAAUGGAGUUGGGUUUUUGCGCGCUAGCCUUAUAAUUUGAGCCCAUCAUUCCAGGUUGUAAGCAGGACAAUUUUUUGAUUUAACUUCGAUCUUUGAAUGUAUAGAGUCACACUCCAUGUGACUGUGUCCUGGCUUAAAGUAUACAUGAUCUAUUGUUUUUAAAUUUGGGUGAGUGUUAACAAGAUAUUGACACAUAGCUGAAAAACUGAAGUUUUUCUGCUGUCCACCGCAGCUGUCCGACAUCAUUUUAACAUGCUCAAUAUGUGGAAACGACAUAAUGUAUUUAUAAAUACACGUAGAAAUGUCGGUGCUUCCCCGUUUUCCCUCCGUUUCAUCCCACAAGAAACAAUGUACACUUGAGUCUCCCAAGUUAUAUAUUGUUAAAUUGUAAAUAGCAAGUUUUCUUACGUAAAAAAAAGGUCCUAUGGCUCCUUUAGGAGUUGAUAAAACUGACUGCAAAUCAAAGUUAAAAGCCAUUAUAUUUUUAUUAACUUGAGCUUUGUCUUCAUUUCGUUUUGCUCUGGCUGCUUCUUUUCUUUCCUGGUACUUGGCAUACGAUUCAGCCUUUUUAUUUUUCUCUGCCUCUGAGCAUUUUUUAAAUGCAAUGCAGAAUUUGCACAAAUCUUUUGGGCUUAUGAUAUUUCAAUUUAUAAGAUUUAAAUAUUUUCCUGUAGGUUUCAUAACAAUUUACUUCUGUGCCUUGAACUUGGCAUUCUGUCAUACAUCUCAUACAUGGAUUUUUUGUUUAGAUUUGAAUCCAAAUAUUUAUAGUCAGACUUUUUUCGGCAAUAGUGAGAUUCUAACGCGGGAAAUGAAAAUAUGUGAUUUUCAUCGAUCGAUCUUCAUCGUUUGCACUGAGUUGGUCGUUAUCUCCCGCUUUAGAUCUUUUUCCGCCUCUUCUUUCAGGCUCUAAUACUCCCAUUGGUGAUAAACUUUUUAAAGGUCCCUUUAAUUAAACCUUCACUGAUGCCAAGCGUAUCGAGAAAAAAUUGUCUGUAAACCACAUGUUUUUCAUUAUUGCUCGUCAAUGAAUAUUUUUUUGUCACACUCUUUCUUGAAAUUCCAUCGACAACGCGUCUUUUAGGUUGUUCUACUACAAUAUGUCUAAUAAAGAACUCCCGCUGCAGAUGAAGUGAAGACAAUGAAUGAAAAUUAUCAAGUAUAAUUUGUCUUUCACUUUCGGGAAUAUUUGUGAGACAUUUAUGUUUGUUUAAACACGCAGAAGGUUUUAAAUGUUUAGCAGGAAUAUUUUUGCCACUUUUGGUAACGUAUGCUUCACCUUUUAGACGAAGCUUUUUAUUUUCAUUUCGCUUCCAGAUGUUAGGAUUGGAUCUACAGCGUUUUUUAGGUGGUUCCAAUAAACAAUCACGAGUACUAGAGGAUGCGCUACUUACAUCUUGCACGUUAGUACUGUUUGUCAAGUUUUUAUUUGUUUGUAGGUGUUGAUUUUCAAUAUGCUCUUCAUCACUAGAGCUGAUUACUCUGUCCUUUUUAUUAUCUUUCUUCCGUUUAGGGUAUUCAUAAUUUUUAACUAAAAUUAAAAUUAUUAGACAAAAAAAUAUAUUACAAAGAAAAAAAUACCUUGUCUUUCAGAUUCAUCAUCAGACUCCUCGCAAUUUACUUGCUUAGGCAAAAAAGUAGGGUCAGAGUCUGAAUCAUCUAAAUCAAAAUUCUUUUCGGGACUUAGGUAUAAACCAUCUAAAAAAAGUAAUAUAGAUGUUUUCAAAAAUAUAUUAAUCAAUUAUUUGUUUUAUAUUUAAUAUUACCUUCCUUAAGAAGAUUUUUACUAGAGCGCGUAUAGUUAAUUAAUCGCAAUCAGUAUCUUGCACUUCAUUUAUGUUAUCAGUGACUCAAAAAAAAAUAAAAAUGGUAUAUUAUCGAAAUAAGAUGGGUGGAUCUAAAAAAUUAAAAAAGCAGAUAAUAAAAAUACCUUUUUUAAUAAUAUCAACAGGUUCGCGCAUAAUGAUCUGCUCUGAAAAAGGUAUAGGAUCCAAAAAAUCAUCGACUACAUAGGUUACAUAAACAUAAAUAUUCUAAAAAAGUUAUUUAUAUUUUCUUAAAAUUACUCGUAUUAAUAAAAUAAUUAUUUGUUAAAUACCUUCUUCGGGGUAACUUAUGUUAUCAUAGGAAAAAAAAUCCCUAGUAUGAUCAACAUCAUUAUUUUCACAAGACUGGUCGUGACAGACAUCAGACUCGUGGUUCCCUGGACCAGUGCCAACUAAACUAGCUGCGGAUUCAGCGCCAAUUCAAAAAAUAUAAACAAUUUCAAAAUAAGAAAUGUGGCACAUUCGAUAAAUUAACGAAGCCACGUUCGUAUACUCUGCUAAUACUUACGAACUCCAACUAUCGAAUACGAAAUAUUGUAUAAAAUGACAUCCGUUAAUUUCAAAGAAUUUGCAUUUUCACCAAAGCGUAACUAUCGAAUGUGCCACGCCACAUUCGAUAUUAUGCUUUGUAUUAAUUGCAAACCCUACAUGAUUUUUUCCAAAUUCAACUAUCGAAUAUGGCACAAUCAAUACUAUGAUAUUCAAGUUUUUGAGGAUUUUUUGAUAUUUGCAGUGUCUAACUAACAAAUGUGUCGAAAAAUAUUCGAUAGUGUGUAGAUUUACAAAUAUAACAAGUUUUAUGUAAUCUCGGUACAAAAGAGCGAAUGUGAAUAUUCGAUACUUUGAUUUCGUAAAAUAUAGAAUUACAUAUAUAUUCGCUACUUCUAAAACGCGUUCUAAAGGAGCUACGGAUUCAAUAAUUUGCCACAAGACGUAUUACGUCUAGUAUAACAGCAAUGUAUCGAAUUUGAAAAAUCUUUCUUUUCACAUUCGAUAGUUGGACAUUGUAGGGACGAUAUUUACAAAAUACUUGUUAACGAAAUAUUUAUUUUUUUUAUGUAGGGUUACUCUGAGCUGAUAAAACUAAAUAGGCACAACAGAUUAUUUGAACACAAAAGAGCCAACGUAAGGUCUUAUAUAAAUUAAACACUAGAAAUAUAGAUAUAUAUAUAGAGUAUUUUUAAAUGUUUAAGUUCCUACUGUCACUGUAAAUCCAUCUGAAGUAGAACAUUUGUCAAACUUAAAUUAAAGGGAGUUAAAUAGUUGUCACGAGGUUCAAAGUGAUUUAAAUUAUUUACUAUAAUUCUCGCUGGUUCUGCGGAUUACCUCUGCUUUAUCCAAAACGCCAUCUUUAAUGGCUUUUCUGGACCUUAAAGGAUAAAAAAAUACAAAAUGCAUACUUUUAAUAAGUCAGGUGUCUUAAAUAGGAAUAAUUGGUUUUACCGGCAUGACUGGUAAAUUAUAUAAAAACCCUUUUUAUUUUAUUUAUUUGAUAAAUUUUAUUUUGGUAAAUGAAAAAUAUAUAUGUAGAUCUCUCUGAACUGUAUAAAGUAACUUUAGUAUAAUUCAGUUUGCUUUAUCUAUUUUAUGUACCUUUAAAUGUAAACAAUUUGACCAUAAAAAACAAUUUAUCAUCUUACUAACAUUUCAUCGAAUGUGAUAAGCACAAAAACUUUCUAAUUUAUAUACAAGCAAUUUGACACUGUAGGCACAAAUUUCAUAGAUCUUAGAGUGAAAGUGUAGAUUUAUGUGAAUUCUGUGUUAGGGAUUUUUAUUGGUGUUAUAGAUUUUAUUUUAUUGUAUUAUGUAUGUACAAAAAUAAAAAUAUAAAUGUAUUAUUUUUA
This is a messenger RNA of Anthonomus grandis grandis, 24859 nucleotides long. RefSeq names its product endonuclease/exonuclease/phosphatase family domain-containing protein 1-like. The transcript has 7 exons. NCBI's taxonomy places the organism in Eukaryota, Metazoa, Arthropoda, Insecta, Coleoptera, Curculionidae. Gene Ontology annotation, biological process: DNA repair. The coding region runs from base 295 to 1971 and encodes 558 amino acids. Gene Ontology annotation, cellular component: plasma membrane. The record is from RefSeq and is a predicted model, not a curated record. Gene Ontology annotation, molecular function: DNA binding.